GAUCCAGUAGUUGUCCUUCACGCUUUCACCAGCAGACCAACUUCCUUCAAGUGCUCUUGGACCUUGCCUUCUUUUUAUUACAUGCUUUUUAUUCCUGCACAAACUAUGUUUCUCACAGCUUUUAUUCCUGCACAAACUAUGUUUCUCACAGCUUUUAUUCCUGCACAAACUAUGUUUCUCACAGCUUUCUCUCUUCUCCUCUUCUUCAACGUGGCCUCCACAGCCGGCGAGGUAAGCACAGCCACGGUGUACUGGAAUGUCCAUGACAAGACGGUCCUGCUGAAGGAGGAUCACCUGGGAGCAGAAGGUGAUGCAUACGGCUUCUUCAACAACACCCUCACCACUACUGGCUGGAGCGUGCUGGAGGUCAGAGCUGGAUAUGGAGACACGCCCCCUUCUGACCAGCUCACCUUCUACCUGGCGGGCUACCUGGAAGGCUUUCUGACUGCACAACAGAUGGAAGCUCACUACACCAACAUGUACCCUCAACUCAUCACUGACCCCACCAUCCUGGGCCCGCUGCACACCUUCAUCAAGCAGCAGGACUCUUGGACCAGAGAGCAGGUGAAAAGCCAGAAGAGUUCUGACCCUGUGUGGACACACACUGGCUUCAUUGUGGCGCAGAUGGACGGCCUGCAGGCGGGCGCUGCAGAGUGGGCCAAGAGACGAGGCAAAAAGCCGUUGUCCCUGUUUGCCAUUCAGUUUCUGAACGCCGUGGGAGACCUGCUAGACCUGAUCCCCAACUUGGUCCCGAGCUCCGCUGCGCCGCUCAAACACUUGAAACUUCCAGGGAUGGGACACUGCUCUGCACUCAUAAAGCUGCUGCCGGGCUUCGAGAACCUCCUCUUCGCCCACUCCAGCUGGUACACGUACGCUGCCACCAUGCGUAUCUACAAACACUGGGACUUCCACAUCAGCGAGCCGCACACGGCCACUGGCAAGCUGUCCUUCAGCAGCUAUCCAGGCUUCCUGGUGUCCCUGGAUGACUUCUACCUCCUGGGGAGCGGUCUGAUGAUGACGCAGACCACCAACAACGUCUUCAACUCCUCCCUUUUCCGCGCCCUCACCCCCAAAAGCCUGCUGGCCUGGCAGAGGGUCCGACUGGCCCACAGUUUGGCGCAUACAGGAGAGGAGUGGGCCAGCAUCUUCUCCAAGUACAACUCUGGAACCUACAAUAAUCAGUACAUGGUGUUGGACAGGAGCAAAGUCAAGCUGGGCCACAGUAUCAGUGACGGUGCCCUGACUGUGGUGGAGCAGAUCCCUGGGCUGGUGGAGUACUCGGACCAGACCCAAGCGCUGCGUUUGGGCUACUGGCCGUCCUACAACGUCCCCUUCCACCAGAACAUCUACCGGCUGAGUGGCUACCAGCUGAUGUGGCAGCACUACGGCCAGGACUUCUCCUACGACCUGUGCCCCAGGGCCAAGAUCUUCCGCCGUGACCAGGCCCACGUCAAAGACCUGGACUCCUUAAAGCACAUCAUGAGGUUCAAUGACUACAAGAAGGACCCGUACUCUCAAGGGAACCCCUGCAAGUCCAUCUGUUGCCGUAACGACCUGAAGGCAGAAGAGCCCUCGCCAGGCGGUUGCUAUGACACCAAGGUGACGGACUUCCAAAUGGCGGGCAGGUUCCAGGCGCAGGCGCUGAACGGGCCGACCACACAGGACGGACUGCCGCCCUUCAGGUGGGAGAAGUUCAGCCAGGUGAGCCACCAGGGUCUACCUGCCUUCUACAACUUCACCUUCGUCAGCAUGCAGCCUGUCCUCUUCCGCCCGUGAUUGUGUCCUGCCACACGGGGGUCCAAAAGCAGCAGAUAAUAGGAGCCCCAAAACACUUUAAAAGGGUAAUAAAAGAGCAAAGAGGUGUGAUUGAAGAAGAAGAUGUUGCAACAGUGUAGGCAGGCUUUUACUUUGAAAAGAGGUGUGAUUUAAGAAGAAGAUGUUGCAAUAGUGUAGGUAGGCUUUUACUUUGAAAAGAGGUGUGAUUGAAGAAGAAGAUGUUGCAAUAGUGUAGGCAGGCUUUUACUUUGAAAAGAGGUGUAAUUUAAGAAGAAGAUGUUGCAAUAGUGUAGGCAGGCUUUUACUUUGAAAAGAGGUGUGAUUUAAGAAGAAGAUGUUGCAAUAGUGUAGGCAGGCUUUUACUUUGAAAAGAAGUGUGAUUUAAGAAGAAGAUGUCUCAAUAGUGUAGGCAGGCUUUUACUUUGAAAAGAGGUGUAAUUUAAGAAGAAGAUGUUGCAAUAGUGUAGGCAGGCUUUUACUUUGAAAAGAGGUGUAAUUUAAGAAGAAGAUGUUGCAAUAGUGUAGGCAGGCUUUUACUUUGAAAAGAGGUGUAAUUUAAGAUGAAGAUGUCACAACAGUGUAGGCAGGCUUUUACUUUGAAAAGAGGUGUAAUUUAAGAAGAAGAUGUCGCAACAGUGUAGGCAGGCUUUUACUUUGAAAAGAGGUGUGAUUUAAGAAGAAGAUGUCGCAAUAGUGUAGGCAGGCUUUUACUUUGAAAAGAGGUGUGAUUGAAGAAGAAGAUGUUGCAAUAGUGUAGGCAGGCUUUUACUUUGAAAAGAGGUGUGAUUGAAGAAGAAGAUGUUGCAAUAGUGUAGGCAGGCUUUUACUUUGAAAAGAGGUGUGAUUGAAGAAGAAGAUGUUGCAAUAGUGUAGGCAGGCUUUUAUUUUGAAAAGAGGUGUGAUUGAAGAAGAAGAUGUUGCAAUAGUGUAGGCAGGCUUUUACUUUGAAAAGAGGUGUGAUUUAAGAAGAAGAUGUCUCAAUAGAGUAGGCAGGCUUUUACUUUGAAACUCAUUGCUCAGAAAAGAAUAACAACUUAUAAUAAACACAUGGGAAGUUGCUCUAGAGAUUUAAAAGUACAAAUGAAUUGAAACUACCACCAUCAACGUGUGAAGGUGGAAGGAAUAAGUUGUGGGUUCAACUUAUCAGAAAAAUAAAUAAUAUAUAUAUGACUUAUUUUUAAGACUUUUAUAAGUGGAGGCCUUUUGGAUCUUUUUUUUACUGUCAUUGUUUUAAAAGAAAUAUGAAUAAACCAAAAGCAUUUUAGUUAUGAAUGAUUGACUCUUCUAAGGU
This is a messenger RNA of Entelurus aequoreus (snake pipefish), 3067 nucleotides long. RefSeq names its product phospholipase B-like 1. Gene Ontology annotation, molecular function: glycerophospholipase activity. Gene Ontology annotation, biological process: phospholipid catabolic process. Bases 82 to 1776 code for a protein of 564 amino acids. The transcript is spliced from 12 exons. Gene Ontology annotation, cellular component: extracellular region. The record is from RefSeq and is a predicted model, not a curated record. NCBI's taxonomy places the organism in Eukaryota, Metazoa, Chordata, Actinopteri, Syngnathiformes, Syngnathidae.